ACACAAAAUGAUUCUGUUUAUUUUAUUGCCUUAAAAACCAAUCAUUGUGUUUUGAAAAAUAAUUAUAUUACUCGUAUAUUACUAGAUUUGAAUCAUUAAUGUUAUUCACAUUCUGACAUUUGUCAAACUUCUGAACUUGAAAGGCUGGUCUCACAUGACAUCUUGCUUAUACUGCAAUAGUCUUAAUAAUUUGUGUAAAAGGCAAAAUGACAGACAAUGAGAAAUUUGACAUGUUUGAUGAAGAAGGCUCGGAAAUAACAAAUGAAAACAAACCUGGUGAAAUAAAGAAACCAGAGUCCCUACUGGAUGCAUUAGAAAUCAACAUAUCGGAUCCUGAAAGACGCACCACCACAAAAGGAAGUCUAAAAAUGCAGGAGACUUAUAUUGUUUACAUGAUUGAGUCCAAGCCUCGGGAUUUAGAAAAUAUAGAUCCAAUGUUAGAGGAAGUGACAGCAGUGUGGAGGAGAUACAGUGAAUUUGAACUUCUUCGAAAUUAUCUCAUUGUAUCCUACCCAGCGAUCGUCAUGCCUCCUUUACCUGAAAAACGUACUACUUUCAUAUGGACCAAAAUCAGUACUGAUACAUUUGAUCCUGAAUUUCUCGAGCGAAGACGUGUUGGCUUGGAGGUAUUUUUAAGGCGUAUAUGUGGUUUUCCAAAAAGAGAUGAAAUUGUGAUGGCAUUUUUGAAACAAGAAGAAGGUUGGAGGGAGACUGUGAUGGCCACUGGAUAUCAAGCAAAAGCUGAUUCAUGGCUGCGAACAAUAAAUGCAUCGAUGAGAGUAAAACAACCAGAUUCAAGUUUUGAAGAACUAAAAGAUUAUGCUACAGAAAUGCAAUCUGGUAUUGCUGCGGUUUUGAAAGCGAGGUCUAAAAUUGCUGAUAGAAUCUAUGGAUUAUUCAAGAUACAUGCAAACUAUUCAAGAAUUUUUAAGGAUUGGGGUGCAAUCGAGGAUCCUAAAAUGGCAGAUGCACUUCGCAAAGUGAGUCUUGAAUUAGAAAAGAUGUCAAGUUCAAUCGACUUACUAAUGGAAGAAGAGGAACUCUAUGCUGAGCAACUAAAAGAAUACCACAAUUUUGCCAGUUCAUUGAAAUCAAUAGUUAAAAAACAUGAAGCGCUUCAAUAUGAUGUGGAAUAUGUAGAAAGCCAAUUGAUGUCAGCAAAUGUUGAAAAAAAGCAAGUCAGCAGUGGAGUAGACAAAGGUUUCAACUUUGGAGGAAUGAGAGCAAAGCUUUUUGGUGGAGAUACGCCAGAACAAAAGGAGAUAAAAUUGGCCAAGAUUGAUGAAAAUAUUCAUAUGCUCGAACAAUCUGCAGAAACCAAAAGAACUGCUGCUUCUACUUUUUCUUCUGAAGCAAAGGAAGAAAUUCUUCAAUUUAAAAGACGAAAGCAGGCUGAUCUUUGGGAGAUAUUGACAAAUUAUGUGAUAUUGCAAAUAAAAAUGUCCAAAGAAACAAAGGCAACAUGGACAAGAUUUAAAGCUGCAAUUCAAGCUGCUUAAUUUUUUAAAGUUCAUCUUUUAUCUAUAUGUCAUAUAAAAUAGUUAUAUUAUAAAACCAAAUUUUCCUUGAUUUGUCUUGUUUUAUCAAUGAAUGACUGUUAUUUUUUUACUGCCAAUUACCCUGUGCGCUUCAUCAAGUUUUUCCUUUAUUUAUGGAUUAUGUAAGACCUCAGUUGCACAAAUAAGUAAUUUCGAAACAUUGAUAUUACCAUUAUGGAAGGCUUAUUUCUAUUCAAUAAAUAUCUUCGCUAAUUACACUAAUCUUGCUAUUAUGACAAAGCUAUAUUGAAUACAAAAAAAUUCUCUUGUAUCUUGAAUCAACUCAAAAAUUAUUUGGCAUCGAAUUAUGAUUUUGUCUCCUUUAGAGUUGUAGUUCUUCUUUACCUUUGUUCCAAGAAAUUUUUUCGAAAAAACAUUUUUCUUGUAUCACCCAGUGUUCAUUUUUCGUUGGUUUACCGAUCUUAAUAACCAGUUCGAUGUGUUUAUCAAUAGUCAGCUUAAUAUCGCUCUUGCUCAUAUUCCUGUGGAAAAACCUGUUCAAUUUAUUCAUGUUCAAAUAUCGAUCCUCCUGACUCAUAACAAGCGACUAUUUGUGAACGCAGUGUUGCUGACCAUGUUCAUACCUCAUAACUCAAUUUGUCCUACAAAACAGUCAUAUUAUAGGUUGGGCGUUUCCUUGUUUGUAUCAUUUGUGUGCUUUUUGUUAAAACGACGGGAGGCCAGUCCCUAGUGCAACCUUAUUCAUCAAUCAGCGAUUAGAUUUCAUGAUUAUGAUUUCAGCUUACAUGAUUCCAAUUGCUUUUCAUUUAAUAAUAUAGUUCAGUUUAUGGUGAUUUUAAAUGUUCCAUGGCGUAGAUUUGUUGAAAAUUAGUGAUAAUAAAUUAUUCAAUGAUA
Molecule: messenger RNA, 2393 nt
Organism: Styela clava
Lineage: Eukaryota; Metazoa; Chordata; Ascidiacea; Stolidobranchia; Styelidae
Product: sorting nexin-4-like
Biological process (GO): positive regulation of autophagosome assembly; protein transport
Cellular component (GO): early endosome membrane; SNARE complex; plasma membrane
Molecular function (GO): phosphatidylinositol-3-phosphate binding
Source: RefSeq, a predicted model, not a curated record